Chlamydomonas reinhardtii is the source of this 1160-nucleotide messenger RNA. RefSeq lists its product as uncharacterized. Bases 127 to 630 code for a protein of 167 amino acids. The record is from RefSeq and is a predicted model, not a curated record. The transcript is spliced from 2 exons. Lineage: Eukaryota; Viridiplantae; Chlorophyta; Chlorophyceae; Chlamydomonadales; Chlamydomonadaceae.
CCGCUCGGCUCCCGGGCACGUUUGAGUGUCCGCCAGGCAUGCGGGAUGCUGCCGCACAGCUGAGCUCCCACACUAACCCAGCUACUACUGCUUUGCUUGAUGCCUGCUGGGGACUGUCGGGAACCCAUGUAUCGUGUUAAGAUCCCUUUGUGGUGUGGAUGGUCGGGGGGCCCAUGUACGCCCGUACAGUCGCUGACGCCUGCCGGCUGCCCCUGCACCGCCCUCCGCCAGGUGCCGCUGAGCUCGGCGGUGGCCAUGGCGCUGCGGCAGCGCGAGGAGGAGGAGGCGCGCGAGCGCGAGGAGAUGAAGCGGCUUGUGCUGGCAGCCAACAGGGCUCAACAAGAAGAGCAGCUGGCGAGCUUGCAGCAGCAGAACGUGGGGCGGCCCGGCGGCGGAGGCCGGAAAGGCACCGGCUAUCGACAAGCCAAGCACACGGGACAGCUGGACAUUUCCGUUCUUGACGACUUUGGGCCCUCGUACGAUCUGCCUUUUGAACGCGCCGCCGCGCCGCUGCCAGCACAGCAGCAGCAGCAGCAGGCGCCUGCGGGCGGCGGGCGCGGCGGCUACAGCGGGCGUGGCGGCUACGGCGGGCGGGGGCGGGGCCCGCGGGAGUAUGGGUCGUUGGGGUGAGGCUUUGUUGCGAUGGGCCAAGGCUUUGUUGCUAAGGGCGGGGAGCUGCGGGCAUGGUUGCUGUUGUGCAGGGGGGCGGUUGUUAGGCAUACAGCGGGUUUGUGAAUCGCCAUCCCCUUCCGGUAGCCCCAACACAUUGAUCUGCAUUGUGGGAACCCGGUGAGAUCCUGUUGAGAGGAACUGAGUUAAGUGGUGAUGCAGAUGUGUCAGUGAUUACAAGGCAAGGGCGGCGGCGGUGCCACAAAUCUGUUCGUGCUGGAUGGGGUUCCGAGGUACCAUCGUCAGGGCCGGUCUGGCAGUGCCAGUCCGUAGCGCCGACGAGGGAGCUGUAGUCAUGCGGUUGACAAACGAUGAUAUGCAUGCUCACAAGUCGCACAGCUCACCCCAGCCUGUCUGAGGGGCUGAGGGAAGGCAGGGUUGACCUGUACGGCGGUUCUGACGAGCCUACGUCAGAACCGCGGUACGUCCGUACAGCCGUGACAUGCUGGCACGAUGCGCCCCGUGACCGGCAUAUGUAAAGUAGCCGCCAC